CAGUGUGCCGUAAAGCUCGCUAAAAUGGUGGGAUAUGUAAGUGCCGGGACAGUUGAGUAUCUUUACAGUCAGGAUGGUAGUUUUUACUUCCUGGAGCUAAACCCUCGCCUGCAAGUGGAACACCCCUGCACAGAAAUGGUGGCUGAUAUCAACCUCCCAGCUGCACAGCUUCAGAUUGCCAUGGGAAUUCCCCUCCACAGAAUAAAGGAUAUUCGAAUGUUGUAUGGCGUUCCAGCUUGGGGAGAUACACCAAUUGACUUUGAUAACUCUCUAAAUGCUCCUUGUCCAAGAGGACAUGUCAUUGCUGCUCGUAUCACUAGUGAAAACCCAGAUGAGGGUUUUAAGCCAAGCUCUGGGACUGUGCAAGAACUGAAUUUCCGCAGCAGCAAGAACGUGUGGGGCUACUUCAGUGUUGCUGCAGCAGGAGGUCUCCAUGAAUUUGCUGAUUCUCAGUUUGGACAUUGCUUUUCCUGGGGAGAAAACAGGGAAGAAGCUAUCUCUAAUAUGGUUGUUGCUCUUAAAGAAUUGUCUAUUCGUGGAGAUUUCGAACAACUGUGGAAUACUUGAUAAAGCUUCUGGAGACUGAAAGUUUCCAGCAAAACAGCAUAGACACUGGCUGGCUGGACAGGCUGAUAUCAGAAAAAGUGCAGGCUGAGCGCCCAGACACUAUGCUGGGAGUUGUAUGUGGAGCACUACACGUGGCCGACAUGAGUCUCAGGAACAGUGUCUCAAAUUUCUUACAUUCAUUGGAAAGGGGGCAAGUGUUACCAGCACACACGUUGUUAAAUACAGUAGAUGUAGAACUCAUCUAUGAGGGGGAGAAAUAUGUGCUUAAGGUUACACGUCAGUCUCCAAAUUCUUACGUAGUGAUAAUGAACCACUCGUAUGUAGAAGUGGAUGUGCACAGGUUGAGCGACGGAGGCCUGCUUUUGUCAUAUGAUGGCAGCAGCUACACUACAUAUAUUAAAGAAGAAAUUGAUAGGUACCGCAUCACUAUUGGAAAUAAAACCUGUGUUUUUGAGAAAGAAAAUGAUCCCUCAAUCCUGCGCUCCCCUUCAGCUGGCAAGCUUAUACAGUAUGUGGUGGAGGAUGGUGGCCAUGUGUUUGCUGGACAGUGCUACGCUGAGAUAGAGGUUAUGAAGAUGGUGAUGACCCUGACAGCC
Molecule: messenger RNA, 1163 nt
Organism: Staurois parvus
Lineage: Eukaryota; Metazoa; Chordata; Amphibia; Anura; Ranidae
Source: the annotation of a GenBank genome assembly